GGGCGCUUUCGGAUUGCAUCAGCUGGUCCCUUCCGAGGCACGUGGCUCCUGCGCAGUGUUCCCGGGAGCCCCAGCCCACCUCUGACCCGCUGGCGCUCUCCUCUCCUCCAGACCAUCGCUUUUGAGUUCUGAAUUGUCUUCGUGGUUCUCCGAUGUCCGAGAAGGCCAGCAGUCCUUCAGGGAAGAUGGGAGGCGAGGAGAAGCCGGUAGGUGCCGGUGAAGAGAAGCGAAAGGAAGAAGGCAAGAAGAAGGGCAAGGAAGGGUCUGGAGACAGCGGUCGAGCGGAGUUGAACCCUUGGCCUGAAUAUAUUAACACGCGUCUCGAGAUGUAUAAUAAACUGAAGGCAGAACACGAUGCCGUCCUGGCAGAGAAAGCGGAGAAAGACAGCAGGCCAAUCACGGUCACUCUGCCCGAUGGCAAGCAGGUCCCUGCGGAAUCCUGGAAGACGACGCCGUAUCAGAUCGCUUGUGGGAUUAGUCAGGGCCUGGCCGACAACACCGUUGUUGCUAAAGUGAACAAGGUGGUCUGGGACCUCGACCGUCCUCUGGAGGAAGACUGUACUUUGGAGCUUCUCAAGUUUGAGGAUGAGGAGGCUCAGGCGGUAUAUUGGCACUCGAGCGCUCACAUAAUGGGGGAAGCCAUGGAGAGAGUCUACGGCGGGUGUUUGUGUUAUGGUCCACCGAUAGAAAGUGGAUUCUAUUAUGACAUGUACCUUGGAGAAGGGGGUGUGUCCAGUAAUGAUUUCUCCUCUUUAGAGACUUUGUGUAAGAAAAUCAUUAAAGAAAAACAAGCAUUUGAAAGGCUGGAAGUUAAGAAGGAAACUCUGUUGGAAAUGUUUAAGUACAACAAGUUCAAAUGCCGGAUAUUGAAUGAAAAAGUGAGCACUCCAACCACCACAGUCUACAGGUGUGGGCCCUUGAUUGACCUCUGCCGGGGUCCUCACGUCAGACACACCGGCAAAAUCAAGGCCUUGAAAAUACACAAAAAUUCCUCCACCUACUGGGAAGGGAAAGCGGAUAUGGAGACCCUCCAGAGGAUUUAUGGCAUUUCAUUCCCAGACCCUAAAAUGCUGAAAGAGUGGGAGAAGUUCCAAGAGGAAGCUAAAAACCGAGAUCAUAGGAAAAUUGGGAGGGACCAGGAACUAUAUUUCUUCCAUGAACUCAGCCCUGGAAGUUGCUUUUUCCUGCCGAAGGGAGCAUACAUUUAUAACACACUUAUGGAAUUCAUCAGGAGUGAAUACAGGAAGCGAGGGUUCCAGGAGGUGAUCACCCCGAACAUCUACAACAGCCGACUGUGGAUGACCUCGGGCCACUGGCAGCACUACAGCGAGAACAUGUUCUCCUUCGAGGUGGAGAAGGAGCAGUUUGCUCUGAAGCCCAUGAACUGCCCGGGACACUGCCUUAUGUUUGACCAUCGCCCAAGAUCCUGGCGAGAGCUGCCUCUGCGGCUAGCCGAUUUUGGGGUGCUCCACAGGAACGAGCUGUCGGGAGCACUCACGGGACUCACGCGGGUGCGGAGGUUCCAGCAGGACGACGCCCACAUAUUCUGCGCCAUGGAGCAGAUUGAAGAUGAAAUAAAAGGUUGUUUGGAUUUUCUGCGUACCGUGUAUAGCAUAUUUGGAUUUUCUUUCAAAUUGAACCUGUCUACUCGCCCGGAAAAAUUCCUUGGAGAUAUUGAAGUCUGGAAUCAGGCUGAGAAACAACUGGAAAACAGUCUGAAUGAAUUUGGUGAAAAGUGGGAGUUAAACCCUGGAGAUGGCGCUUUCUAUGGUCCCAAGAUCGACAUUCAGAUCAAAGAUGCCAUCGGCCGGUACCACCAGUGCGCGACAAUCCAGCUGGACUUCCAGUUGCCCAUCAGGUUUAAUCUUACCUUUGUAAGCCAUGAUGGUGACGAUAAAAAACGGCCAGUGAUUGUCCAUCGAGCCAUCCUGGGAUCAGUGGAAAGAAUGAUUGCUAUCCUCACCGAAAACUACGGGGGCAAAUGGCCCUUCUGGCUGUCUCCUCGCCAGGUGAUGGUGGUCCCCGUGGGACCAACGUGUGACGACUAUGCCCAAAAGGUGCAGCAGCAGUUCCACGACGCCGGCCUCAUGGUGGACGUCGACCUGGACCCGGGCUGCACGCUGAACAAGAAGAUCAGGAACGCACAGCUGGCGCAGUACAACUUCAUCCUGGUCGUCGGCGAGAAGGAGAAGACCAGCGGCACCGUGAACAUCCGCACGAGAGACAACAAGGUGCACGGGGAGCGCACGGUGCCCGAAACCGUCGCGCGGCUGCUGCAGCUCCGGCAGUCCCGCAGCAAGCAGGCGGAGGAAGAAUUCUAACGAGGGCCGGGCGCGACUGGCUCAGUGGAGAAGGAAGAGCGGUUUCUCCACGACGUCCACUCUGUCCCCCGGGAAACGUUAAUGUGUACUGAACUCGGACUAGUCUGGCCGAGUCUGCAUGGGUGGCUGCAGGGGUGAGCAGUUUUUGGCCUGGACAGGUGUCAGAUGAGGUGUAUCUGAAGGAGAUAAUUACGAGAGACACGUUAAAAUGAUUUUAUCCCUUAAUUAUCUGAGCACUGGAAAUAAACCAUGGGGAAUGCUUCACUGUGAUAAGGGAUGACAUUUUUGUGAAUUUCAUGCAGUUGAAAAAUAAAAGUUUUCAAAUUUGAUUGG
Phyllostomus discolor (pale spear-nosed bat) is the source of this 2654-nucleotide messenger RNA. RefSeq names its product threonyl-tRNA synthetase 1 (gene TARS1). NCBI's taxonomy places the organism in Eukaryota, Metazoa, Chordata, Mammalia, Chiroptera, Phyllostomidae. Bases 153 to 2321 code for a protein of 722 amino acids. Gene Ontology annotation, biological process: threonyl-tRNA aminoacylation. The transcript is spliced from 19 exons. Gene Ontology annotation, molecular function: ATP binding; threonine-tRNA ligase activity. The record is from RefSeq and is a predicted model, not a curated record. Gene Ontology annotation, cellular component: cytoplasm.